Messenger RNA from Hemibagrus wyckioides, 1637 nucleotides. Its product is annotated as CDP-diacylglycerol--glycerol-3-phosphate 3-phosphatidyltransferase, mitochondrial. Gene Ontology annotation, molecular function: CDP-diacylglycerol-glycerol-3-phosphate 3-phosphatidyltransferase activity. The transcript is spliced from 10 exons. The record is from RefSeq and is a predicted model, not a curated record. NCBI's taxonomy places the organism in Eukaryota, Metazoa, Chordata, Actinopteri, Siluriformes, Bagridae. Gene Ontology annotation, cellular component: mitochondrion. Bases 16 to 1620 code for a protein of 534 amino acids. Gene Ontology annotation, biological process: cardiolipin biosynthetic process.
AACAGCUUUGGAAAAAUGGCGGCCCCCAUGACUUGGAGGAGACUUGUGUACUCUGUUUACACUCCGGCUCUCUCUGGAAUUUUCUCUAAAAUUUCGGACAGGUUCUUUAGGACACGUGACAGAAGAAGAGGGUCCACACUGCUGCUCCUGGCACCUCUCCUGGCAGAUACAGACUCUCUGGUGUCCAGACUGCCAGGCUCCACUGAGGGUCUCCACACACGCUUCCACUGGAUUGCUGACCAUGUGCCAGCAUUCAGAGUUCCAGGGGGCCGUAUACACGUCCUCCACUCCCCUGAUGAGUUCUAUCAGGCGAUGAAGGCACGAAUCAAGACAGCCAGAAGUAGAGUAGUGAUUGCAUCCUUGUAUCUUGGCACAGGACCACUAGAGCAAGAUCUUGUUGAUUGUAUGGAGCAGGCACUCAAACGCUCUCAGGAAGAAGUUGCUGCUGAUUUAAAAGUGUCUGUGCUACUUGACUACACACGGGGAUCAAGAGGAAAGAAUAACUCUCGAACUAUGCUGUUGCCGUUGCUGCAGCGUUUUCCAGAGCAGAUGCGUGUGUCUUUGUAUCACACUCCAGACCUGCGUGGGCUGCUACGCCUCCUGGUGCCUGAACGCUUCAAUGAGACUAUUGGCGUACAGCAUAUCAAGGUUUACCUGUUUGACAACAGUCUCAUCAUCAGUGGAGCUAAUCUAAGUGAAUCGUACUUCACUAAUCGCCAAGAUCGGUAUGUGCUGUUGGAGGACUGCCAAGAGGUGGCUGAUUUCUUUGCAGAGUUAGUGGGAGCAGUGGGCGACGUAUCCCUGCAGCUUGCACCUGAUGACAGUGUUCACAUGAUGGAAGGAAUGGUGCACCCUUACAAAGGUAAUCGGGUAGAUUUCUCAGCUUCAGCACAGCGGCGGAUUAUGGACGUAAUGAAUUUAGCCAAGACACGACAGCACAUGCAGGAGUUGGAUUCUUUCUCAAAUGUGGAAUGUCAAGAAGAGCACAGUGACACGUGGGUUUUCCCACUUGUGCAAAUGAAACCUUUGGGUAUCCAGUUGGAUGAGGAGGUAACACAGAAACUGCUGAUGGAGGCCGAUGGGGACUCCACAGUCUAUCUAACAUCAGGCUACUUUAACCUGACACAAACCUACAUGAGACUAGUACUGGGAGCUGCCGCAGAUUACCGUAUCCUCAUGGCCUCACCAGAGGUCAAUGGUUUUUUUGGGGCCAAAGGUGUAGCAGGUGCCAUUCCCGAAGCUUACAUUCACCUUGCCCAUCAGUUCUAUAGCAAGGUGUGUGAACUGGGUCAACAGGAUAGAGUCCACCUUCAUGAGUACCAUCGGCCUGAUUGGACUUUCCAUGCCAAAGGACUCUGGUACUACCUGGAAGGAAACAACCACCCCUGCCUGACUCUUAUAGGCUCACCCAAUUUUGGUUAUCGCUCUGUGCACAGAGACAUAGAGGCUCAGAUAGCCAUAGUAACAGAAAAUGAUGAACUCCAGACUCAACUGCAACAGGAGCAAGACAUGUUGUACCGGAGGUCCACAGAGGUGUCCGGCUCCACCUUUAAACAACCUAACCGUUACGUGAAGUUAUGGGUGAAACUGGUCACUCCUCUAAUUAAGAACUUCUUCUGAGACACUGCAUGCCUGAG